Apis mellifera (honey bee) is the source of this 3388-nucleotide messenger RNA. It is a transcript of the gene Sec5, whose product is annotated as exocyst complex component 2. The transcript is spliced from 11 exons. The record is from RefSeq and is a predicted model, not a curated record. The coding region runs from base 268 to 2943 and encodes 891 amino acids. Lineage: Eukaryota; Metazoa; Arthropoda; Insecta; Hymenoptera; Apidae. Gene Ontology annotation, cellular component: exocyst. Gene Ontology annotation, biological process: Golgi to plasma membrane transport; exocytosis.
UGAUAUCGACAUGUCUGACAGUGGGUUAUCAGUCAUCAUUUGCUUUGACAGAGAUUAUUUCUUUUUUUAAUCUAUUCAUAUUAUCUAUUAAUAUAAAAAAUAAAUUCAUAGAAAAAUUUGUAGUCUUUAAAAAAUGGUAGUAGUUUUUUUUUGUGUUGGAAGGUGUAGGAUUUUGAACUCUUUUAAUUAUUGAGCUAAAGAUUAUGUACAAUCAAUAUUUAUUUGUGUAAAAAUAGUGGAAUUUUUUAUUAUAAUAUAAUUAAUAAGAUGGGUCCACCACCAGUAGUAACAGGUAUAUCUCCUAAAGAAGGACCUCCAGGAACUCGUGUUAUAGUUCGUGGUGAAUUUUUGGGCAAUAAAGUGCACGAUCUCAUAGGUUUAACGAUAUGUGGAUGUGAUUGCCUUUUAUCAGCAGAAUGGAAAUCCUCUAAUAAAAUUAUUGCCAGAUCAGGACCUUGUAAAGGUCGAGGUGAUAUUAUAGUAACUACUCGUAGUGGAGGACCUGGGACAUCAACAGUACAAUUUCGUGGUUAUCAUGAAACUAUAGGUCCUAUGAAAGAAUCUGCAGUAUGGGUAGAAGAAGCUCCUAUGCAAAGUUUUGUUUGGGGAAGAAGAACACUUUCCCCAACAAAUUAUCAGCAAGAAGAUCCUUUAGGUUUAAGCGUAGAAGGCAAUGAUAAAAAGUAUCCUGAAGAUGAAUUAAUUGAACUUUUUGGAGAAGGCAGUGGAGAUCUUACCAGUGAAAAAUUUCAUCCUGGUUGGUUUUUAUUGCAACAUCACCAUGCCACUACUUUUGAAGAUUUAAAAGCUGGAUUAGCAUUUCUUAAAAGAAAAGUUAAUUCUCAAAAAGAAGGUCAAUUAUCAUUUUUAAAGGCUAAUGUAGGAUCAGUAAUGGAACAAUUAGAUACAAUAAUUUUAUUAAAAGAACAAUUUGAGACAGAUAUAAAAACAUAUGGUAGUGAUCCUACUGAAAAAUUAGAAAAAGCUAUUCGACAAUCUAUGUCAGAAGCUAAUAAAUUGUUUGAUGAUGUAUUAGCAAGAAGAGAUAGAGCAGAUGCAACAAGGAAUGCUUUGUCUGUAAUGCAGAGAUACAAGUUCCUCUUUUGUAUGCCAAUUAAUAUAGAAAAAAAUAUAAAACGAGGCAAUUAUGAUCUUGUAAUUAAUGAUUAUACAAGAGUAAAAAAUUUAUUUAAAAAUACAGAAGUUGAAGUUUUUAAAAAAGUACUACAGGAAAUUGAUAAUAGAAUUAUAAUGUUAAAAACACAUUUAAGAAAUAAGCUUGAAGAAAUGCCUUUCAGUUUAGAAGAACAUAAAAAAAUAAUUAGAAAUCUUGUUAAUUUAGAAGCUGAAGGAGAUCCAGCUUGGGAUGCAAUAGUUUCUCAUUCAAAUUAUUUAAAAAAAAGUAUUACUACCUGUAUGCAAAAACAUUUGGAAAUAGAUAAUUCUAAUGGAGAAAAUUUGAACAAAAUAAAAUUAGUACAAAGUAAUAAACAAUCAAAAUCGGACAAAAACGAUGGAAUGAAUAUUCCUCCACAAAUAUCAUGUAUUGAAACAAUUUGUGAUAUAAUAGUUGAACAAUUACCAGAUUUAUGGAGAUUAGGUCAAAGUUAUUUUACAGGACAAUUACAUGUAGUAGUGGAUGCAGAGAAACAAAUACCUUUUAAGAAUCUAGUAUUAUCAAGUAUGCAACAUGCCAUGGAAGCUAUGAAAAAUAUAUGUAGUAAUGAUUUGGAUGCUACAUGGCUUUUACAUGUUUUACGUAGGAUUAGACAAAUGUAUGCUUCAUUGAUUCAUUUGGAUUUACCGAGUGAUGCAUUAGAUAUUUUCGGAAAAUUUAUACUUGAUUUAAGAUUGCAGUGUUUUGGUGCGCUUUUUAAACAAACCGCAGAUAACAUAGCUGCUUUACAUAAAAAAGAAACUUGGCAAAUCGAAUAUUUGAAUGAAGAUGGUGGUGUUACUAAAGUGCCAUACUUAUUCGAAGAAAUGGUUUUGGAAGUCUCAAAACGCGCGCGAGAUACAGUAGUUGCUUGUGGUCCUCGAGAAGGACCAUUAUUUGCUAAUUCGACGCAUCAACAUUUAUAUUAUAAUUCUGUUAAAACAUUGUUUACAUCGUUUGCAAGAUGUUUACAACAAUUGGCGUUCAGUGGCUGCGAGGAAGCUCUUGAUGAUGAUGAAUCUUCUGUAUCUCAAUUAAUUGGUUCUCCUUCUGGUUAUAAGAGCAAGAAUAAUAAACAUCAAGGCCCUACGUGGGAACAAUGCCUCUUAAUCUCGUUAAGUAAUAUUCGUUAUACAUUGAAUACCAUUCUACCAAAAAUUGGAGAUACAUUGAAAAAUCAAGAUUAUCCAAAUUUAUCAAAUGCAAUUGGAUGGAAUUCUGAUUGGACACAACUUGGUACAUUAGAUACAGCUGUUUUGGAUGCAUAUCUGGAACGUCGCUGCGAUCCAUUAGUUGGUACAAUUGAACCUAGUAUGUAUCUAGGUGGCUUAGAAUGGGAUUUUGAGACUGAACCUACUCAUGUAAGACCAUAUGCACAAGAAAUUUUAGCAAAUUUAAUUGCAGUUCAUGCAGAGGUGCGCCGUGUUGCACCAGCCUUAUUACAACGAGUAUUAUCUCAUAUAGUUGAGACUGUAGCAGAAGAGCUUGCAAGACUUAUGUCUUGUGUUACUCAAUUUCGACCAGCUGGAAUUGUGCAAGCACGUACUGAUAUUACUCUUCUAAAGGAUGCUUUAAAACCUUAUAGUACAACAAGGGCAAAGAAUUUUUUUGAAGAAGCUUUAGAUGCAAUACCACAACCUAUUAACAAAGAUGAUUGUAUGCGAAUCGACAUGUUGUUAUCAAAAGUAGCAACGUCCAUGCAUUUGCAACUAUCAUGUCUUGCCAGUGAUGCAAUAAAUAAUACUCCUAUAAUGAUUGCUGAUCCUAAUCGUGUCACUACUGUAUAGUUUUAAUAAUAAUUUAAGAACUUAAAUAAGUAUUUAUUAUAUUUGUUAUCAUUGGUUUUUUACAUUACAAUAUAGAUUUCUUUAUUCCAGUUACAAAUUCAUCCUUAUUAAUGCGACUAAACAGUUCUCAUCUUACAUUAUUAAAUUAUAUAAAUACAAAAAGUGACACAAGAAAAAAUAAAAAUUGUAAUCUUUUUAAAUGUGUUUCUUUAAUAAUUGCAAAUACAAUAUAUAUUUACGAUUAAUACUAUAUAUCCACAAACGAAUGUACAGAAUAUUGAAAUCAUUUCUUAAACAGAUAAAUUUUAUAAAAUAAAUAAAGAGAACAUGAAGAGCAGAGAUAGAAUAAUUAUAUAAAUAUAUGGAAUAAAAAAAAGCAUUGAAUAUUAGGUUUAUUCAGUACUUCUGUUUGUGGUUAUUUAUUUAAAAUAUAUUCAUUUUUUUU